CCCGCUCCCUCCCUCGCCCAGCCCCGCUUCCCCUCCCCGCCCCGUCCCUCCCCCGGCGGCCGCCCCGGCUCCGCGCUCCGUGCCGGGGCCGUGCUCGGUGGGACGCUGCCUCCGCUCUGCGCCGCAGGAUGGACCUCCCCGGCCCUGCUGGUCCCGCAGCACUCCCCAAGCACAUCCUGGACAUCUGGGUCAUCGUCCUUAUCAUCCUGGCCACCAUCCUCGUCAUGACAGCCCUGGUGCUCUGCCCGGCCACCGCCGUCAUCAUCUACCGGGUACGGACUCACCCCAUACGCAAUGGCAUCGUGUGAGGGGGAACAGCAGGACUCCCACCGCAGGGCACCCCGAGAGUGGGGAGAGGAUGGGGUUGGAGCUGGGGUGAAGCCACCGUGCUGCCAGGGAACUGCUAGGGUCUGGUGGUGUGGCAUUGAGGACAUGGAAGUGAUGCCCAGCUGGAAGUGACUUGUUCCUGUAAGAUAGCUUGCCUCUGUCGUCUUGCAGCCACGUUAUCCCAUUGGGACUCUCCCAGCACCAGCAGCAAGGCAGCAAGGACCAUAAAUGCCUGGCAUAGUUAUUUCUCCAGCUGCUUGGGUGGUUGGAAAAGAAGAGUUGAAGCUGGAUGACUGAGUUGGCUUCUGGUUGUGCAACCACACUGCUGAAAGCAUCACUGCAGGAGCCCAUCCCAGUAGGAAUGCAGCUGGCACCAGUGGUUUUGUGUGUCAGAUAUCGGCUGGAAUUGCAGGAAACCCCCCGGGGUUCAGAUCCUAUGGGUCCAGUGGGGCAGAGGAGUGUGAGCAGCCCAUCUGCGUGGUGAUGGGGCUGCAUCCCUUCCCCUGCACUGCUCUUCCCAUCAAACAGGCAGCAGAGGGUUCCCCCACAGGUACUGCCAGACCAAAUAAGCUCGUAGAAAAUAAAUCGACUUUAUUCCA
Messenger RNA from Numida meleagris (helmeted guineafowl), 926 nucleotides. It is a transcript of the gene SMIM3, whose product is annotated as small integral membrane protein 3. The record is from RefSeq and is a predicted model, not a curated record. Lineage: Eukaryota; Metazoa; Chordata; Aves; Galliformes; Numididae. The coding region runs from base 129 to 308 and encodes 59 amino acids. The transcript has 2 exons.